AUGAAAUCGACUAAAGUCAAUGUUGUGGAAUCCGGCAUCGAUAGUGGCAAACCAAUCCGUGGUCCAUCCGCAAUUGAAUACGAUCAGAUAGGGACAAAAUCUGCGCAAGAAUUACUCUACGAAAGUGCAUCCGAAUCGAAUUAUAAAAAAGCAGAAGAAAAAUGGGCGAAAUUUGUAACAAAAAUCAAGGAGGAGGGAUUGAGACGACAUCAGAUCGAAAAACUCAUCAAAUGUUUAGAUGAACAAAAGCAAUGGUCAGCAUUACAUUAUGCUGUGUUCAAUAACAACUUGUUCGUCACGAAAAUUCUGGUUGGAGCAAGAUAUAUACAUGACGAUAAGCCAUACAAAUGCGAUUUGAAUGUUCUUGGUGGAAACGGUGAAAAUGUUCUCCAUGUCGCUGCACAAUCAAAUCCACUUUGGUCUCAUCAGAAAGAGCCAACACGAACUUCGCAAAUCUACACAUCGGAUGCGUAUAGAAAUAUUCCGGACGUGGUCAAAAUACUCGUCGAUUCAACACGAUUCGACCAAAAGAUUGAUAUCAAUCAUCAAGACGACGAAGGUCGAACACCGCUCCACCUAGCAGUGAUGGCAAAUCGUCUUGCAUUUGUCGAGUAUUUGCUUGAACGUAAAAGUCGAGUUGAAAUCAAAACAAAGCUCAAUGCUAAUGUAUUUCAUUUCAUGUUUAUUCGUUGUGAUCCCAUUCAAUCAAGUCAUGAUCUUCAGACGAUGUUCAAUCGUCUUUGCGCCGGAAUGAACGAUGAAAAGAAACCUGCUCUAUUUCAGUCUCGUACACUUGAUAAUCGAAGUCCGCUGGUAUUCGCUGUCGGUCAUCCCCAUUGUCCAGAGAGUAUUAUCCGACAACUGGCUGAGUAUAACGAUGACAAUAGUCAAUUGAUCUUGGCAUUUGAUACAGUGGCAAAACGACGGAUCAGAAACUUUGAUGUCUUGAAACCAUUAUUGAAACGUUUUGAAAGGGAGAUAAGUUAUCAAAACGAAUUAGUACAAGUUGUUUGCCGUCAUGAUUAUAUACAGAUUCUCCAGUGGUUGCUGUCAAACAAGUACAUCACCUGUAAGUUUUGA
This is a messenger RNA of Adineta ricciae, 1080 nucleotides long. NCBI's taxonomy places the organism in Eukaryota, Metazoa, Rotifera, Eurotatoria, Adinetida, Adinetidae. The record is from the annotation of a GenBank genome assembly.